Molecule: messenger RNA, 867 nt
Organism: Penicillium brasilianum
Lineage: Eukaryota; Fungi; Ascomycota; Eurotiomycetes; Eurotiales; Aspergillaceae
Source: the annotation of a GenBank genome assembly
AUGUCCAACAUUCACAAACAAGUAUGGCUCAUCACCGGCGCCUCGUCCGGGCUCGGUAAAUCGCUUGCGAUGGAGGCGUUGGAAAAAGGACACACCGUGCUCGGCACCACCCGAGAAAUACAAAAGGCACAACAGACUUUCCCCGAGUUUGAAAACAAUGGUGGUUUAUGGUAUGCCUUGGACCCUGGCAGUGUCGAUGCAUACGACCAAGCAUCGAAAAUAUCAAAAGAUCACGAUGUUGGCGUGUUGGUGAACAACGCCGGCUAUGCGUUUAUUGGGGGCGUGGAAGAUACGAGUGAGGACGAGGUGCGCUCACAAAUGGAAGUGAAUUUCUACGGUCCCCUUCGCAUCAUUCGAGCAUUCCUUCCAAGGAUGCGUGCGAAGCAAUCGGGAACCGUUGUUCUAAUAAGCAGUGGCGCUGGAUUUAUCGCAAGACCAGGUCGUGGUACGUAUUCCGCAAGCAAGUUCGCGAUCGAAGCGAUUCACGAGUCCCUUUCCCACGAAGUCAAAAGUUUCGAUAUUCGAGUGUUAAUCGUGGAACCGGGUGCUUUUCGCACGCCCUUUGUUAAUCGUAUCAUCACACCUGCUGCGUACCAGAGUGUUGGAGGCUUCAGCCCCGGGUAUCGAGGUACCAUUGUCGAGCAGAUGGUUCGUGGGAUGAGCAACGGGGAGGAAUUUCUGAAUCUUGUGAAAGGGGAUCCGCAGAAAGCUGCGAGAGUGAUCUUGAAGGCCGUGGCGGAGGGACACGAGUACCUGCGCUUGCCUCUGGGGACUGACUGUGUUGUGGCAUUGGAAAGCAAGAUUGCCAGUCUGCAACGGGACUUGGAUUCGACGAGGGAGAUGGCGCGUUCUACUGAUGUGGAGUGA